Molecule: messenger RNA, 2458 nt
Organism: Mytilus californianus (California mussel)
Lineage: Eukaryota; Metazoa; Mollusca; Bivalvia; Mytilida; Mytilidae
Exons: 3
Coding region: 259-1959 (566 amino acids)
Molecular function (GO): zinc ion binding; protein binding
Source: RefSeq, a predicted model, not a curated record
CUUUUUUAUCAUACGUGUAUGUGUCAUAUCUUGUGAUCCUUUUACUUCCUGGUAAUGCAAUGGAAUAAGGCUAUUUGCUCCUUUAAAAAUUAUACAAAUCAUGUAGAAAAUCAAAUAAUGGAAGGCCGAUUGGUGCAGAUCGAUCAAAUAACUUUGAAAGGUUCACCUUAACCUUUUGGCAUCUGUGACCCUGUUUGCAUAACAAAAUUUAAAGUGCAUGAGUACAAAAAAAUACUUUUGAGGUCUAACCUUUCGGGUAUGGCAUCUGCUAGCAAUUUUUGUAAUCUUUGUGAAGAGGAAGAUGUUUUCAAUGUUGCAGUUGUUUGGUGUGCUGAUUGUGAGACUUUUCUUUGCAAAGACUGUGAAAGGCACCAUGGCAGAAUUAAAGCUUCAAAAGGGCAUCAAACUAUAACCCUGGAGGAGUAUAAAAAACUGCCUUCGUUUAUUGUUAAUAUAAAAAGUCGCUGUGAAAAGCACGAUGAAAAGUAUAACUUUUAUUGUAAAUUCCACGGCGACCCUUGCUGUGUAAAGUGCAUAAAAGACAACCAUAAAGAUUGCAGGGGUUUAGACUCAUUGGUUGAAGUGUUAAAGGAUAUCAAAACAUCCGCUAAAGUUUCAAAUUUGGAAAAAGAGUUGAAAAUUUUACUUGAAGAUUUUGAAACAGUAGUCAAACAUUUAAAUUCUAGAAUAACCGUCCUCCAGGAAAACGAAUCAGAAUCUCUUAAGGAAAUACAAAAUCUGCGUGCCUCAAUAAAUAAUCAUUUAGAUAAUAUAGAAAAGAAAAUAGUGGAUGAUUUAUCUAUGGAAUUCAAUAAGAUUAAACUGAAAUCAUAUCAUCUUUCCACUGAAAUUGGGAACAAAAAAGAAGUUAUUCAAAUUUUGCAAAAUGACCUCUUAAAAAUGAAAAUGUAUGCGACAGACCUUAAAACCUACGUUGGUUUGCAGUACUUGGAGAAAUAUAUAUCGCCAGAAGUUGAAUAUCUACAUGAUUUGCAAAGCAAGGGUCAGUUGGAUGACAUUCGUAUUGAGUCGAAACUAUCUUUCGAUUUAAAAUGUCUGACAAAUAACAUAAGAACAUUUGGCACUGCAAUAACGCAUGCAUCUGCAUGUACUUUGAAGCUAAAAACCUCUUCCGCAGAUCAGGUGCAUCAGUCAGUUUCACCUUUAUUAACAAUUGAUAAUAUUAACCCGAACCUGAAAACAACAUUGAAAAUUCCGAAGAUUGUAAGAAAAUUAGAAAUACACGGUUGUCAGGUUUUACCUGAUGGUAGAAAACUUAUUCUAGAUUUUGCUAGUAAAAGUUUGCUUUUGUUUUCGAAAGAUGGCAGAUUCACUGAAACUGUGACAUCAUUCUACGGCCAACCAUCUGACGUUUGUUUCAUCAAAGGCAAUUUAAUAGCUGUGACAAUUUUCAACCUACACAAAAUUUUGCUAAUUGACAUAGAAAAAAAAAUCAUUACAAGGACUAUUGAAGUAGAAGAUUUUUGCUAUGGAAUCGACAGCAACGGUAAAAAACUGGUAGUAACAUUACAUUCUACAUGUAGCGAACGCGGAUACCUAACAACACUUGAUCUUGAGGGAAAUAUUUUAUCCAGUAUAAGAGUACUAGGAGAAUUUACUCUCCGUUUGUCGCUGCUUAAAGAUAAUAUCGUUGUUACAAACUGGAAUGCAAAUGUUAUAUCUUGCUACACCAACAACGGGGUCUUAUUAUGGAGAAACAAACAUGAAGAUAUUCGAGAACCAUUUGGGAUAGCAGUUGACAAACAUGGAUUCAUAUUUGUGGCAUGCAGGGCAAAUGACAGCAUUUUAGUAUUAUCAGAAGACGGGAUGACGAGUAAAACAAUCCUGUCAAAGGAAAAUGAAAUUGAUAAACCAUAUGCAAUAAGUAUAGACAAAUCAUCAUCUACUCUUCUUGUUGCAAAUCGUUCUAAAAGUAAAGCCUUCGUGUAUGAAAUUUAGAAAGAAAACAAAACAGUCGUAUAUUCCACUGGUUGAAGUAGUUCCAUUGUGUAGGUCAUUUUGAAAUUGUAUAUGUUGUAGUUGUGCCGUUGUAAACUGAAUUCUGUAACCAAGCAUUAUAAAAAAGAUUAUUUCUACUGGGAUAUAUUCUUACGUAAACGUUAUGAUUUAUUAUUUUAAAAAAAAUUGCCAAAGAGGACGUUCGAAAUGAAAAAUAAAAAUUUCAUCACUGUUUAAUUUAAUUAGCAAAAUCACAUUUUUAGACUGCAGUAUACAUUAUAAGCACUGGGUCGAUACCUCUUUUAGUCCCCGAGGGUAUCAUCAGAUCAGUAGUCAGUAUUUCGGUACUAACAUGAUUUAUUACAAACCUUCUUAAAUUGUCCGCUAACAAAUUUUGGAAUUUUAAAGAAAUUGAGGUUUCAACUCCCUCAGACAAAGUUGACCUUGAAUUUGACUAUUUUUAGGUACUUUUGGUUACUAUUAAACAGUUUUUCUUCAA